AUGUUUAGAGGCGCAAUUCACAAGUUGCUGGUUUGCAUGCUGCCACUGCUCUUGGCGCUGCUUCUCAACACCUUACUGACCAACAGCUCGCACAACCAAUUUUCUGCAGACGCAAAACUUCCUAUUAUCUCAACCACGAUUGACAAUUUCAUGGAACGUGUCAUCUCGCAACAACAAAAACAAGAGAUAGCAACGAACCCAUCAUGGACUACAGCCAUCAUUACAAGCUCCAACUCAUCCAUUGUGGUACUUUCAUUGAGACGGCAGCUUAACACCACACGGUAUCAACAACAGGAAACCACAUUCUCUCUACAAGCGCUCAACAACCACACAGUGCACAUGUUCUCCUUUGAUUUGGAGUCUGAUGACGCGACUCGGCAUGAUUCAUUUCUAUCUAGUGUGAAAAUGGCUCUAUCCAUGCAUCAGAUCAAACCAUUGAAAUUGGUUGAAGUGAGCAACAUGUUGUGUGAUUGUAUUUUGGGAAAUCCUUUUGUUGAUUCCAAUCAAAUUGAGUUUUUAAUCACGACUGAUAAGGAUGUUCCAAAAUUGAUUCGACAAAUUCGAGAGAAUUCAAAAUCUCGAUAUUUGGAGUUGAGUGAUUUUAAUGUUGUCAUCCUUUCACCCUAUGAAAUUCAAUAUGUUUGGAUGAACGAUUCGUCAUCUUACCAGGUUAACCACGACUCUUUCUCGGCCAGUUUGAUUCAGAAUUUGAAAGAUGACAUGAUUUCUUGUUUGUACGAGAUGAAAUAUUGCAGAAUGAAUGUUUCAACUUCAGGUAUUUCGUCCUGUUAUGAAAAACAUGACUAUUGUUGGUUGAGGAGAGCUCAAAACUUUUUUCAAGUUGCACACUCUGAAUUGUUUGUGAGUUUUACCAAUCAAAUUUUGUCAAAAUUUAGAAAGACAAUGGCACUGGUGAUAGAAUAUCAACCCUUCUUCGAGAAUGCCACUAACACUGUUCUUGAGGACAUUUUUCUCAAUUCAACAUUUUCACAUGAACUGUUUUUGCCUACCAUUAACGAAAAUAUCACCCUCUCACAACGAUUGGAUUAUAUCAUGCAAAAUGAAAUGAUGAACAGCUCUCAAUAUUCAUGUCACACAAGCAUUUGCUUGUUUGAACCAUUGUUAGCAAGUGAAUACUUUCAAUUUGCCUCCAUUUUAUGUUGCUUGAUAUAUUACAUUUUCCUCUUUUGUAUGUGUCAAAAGAAUUCAAUGAAAAUCCGAUUAUUGCUUCCUUGGUGUGGCCCAUUACUGGUAAUGAUUCGAAUAUUGAGCAGUGGUGAAUUUAUUUACAGUACCUGUCCAGUUUUAUAUUCCAUGAUUUCCAUUAUCACAGCGACAAUGGCAACAGUGAUUUACAUUAUCACAAUUUUGAGAGUUCUCUAUUUGAGAAAUUUAUAUGAAAUUAUUUCAAAACGAAACAAUAUUGGAUUGUACAAGAGAUUGGCUUCAAAGAAGUUUGGAAUUUUCAUCACUCUUUUGGCAUGCUUAUUUACCUUUUUAAUCAUGCUUGUGUUUAUUCCAAUGUUUUCCAGAAUUUACUUGACAAAUUCAUUGAGCAUCUCUCGAAAUGUGAUCACUGGAUCGAUUAUUACAUUGGCAAUUUUAUCAGCCAUUAUAUACAGUACUGUUGACUUUAUAUUUCACAGAAGAGACAUUAAGAAAAAAGGUUUAAUUUAUUUCCUCUUUUUCGAUGAUCCCUUUUACAUUCGAAUUGAUUUGAUUUGUUUGAUUACCAUUCUGAUUUUACUCAUUCCUUUCCUUACCCCAACGCGAAUCUCUGUAUUGAGCGGUUUAUUCCGGAUGUUGAUUUCUCUUGCAGCAUACAUGAUCAUGGGAGGAAAUACUCUCUUCAUUGAGUGGGUGAAAAUGUUGAAGUAUCGAAAGAGUACACAAUUUACGAAAUUUGACGACACGAAAUCUACAACUACCUCCAAAGAAUCUACAACACCUUCAACCAUGAUCAAUAGCCAUCAACACACCAAUUCUCUGGAGUAUUUGUUGAAAGACUCGAAUUUUUUUGAAAUGUUGAAAACCUAUUCUGAAAAAGAAUUUUCCUUAGAGAAUAUUUUACUCUUUGAACAAGUUCAAGAAUUGGUCAGAACUCAAAAAUUAACACUUUCCCAACUUUCUCAAAUUGAAGAAAAUUUUUUGAAACCCUAUUCGAAAUAUGAAGUCAAUAUUUCAUCAACAACCAAAAAGGCCUUCCAUGAAUGGCACGAGCGUAUGAAAAAUUCCCAAGUAAGAGAUAGUCACGAAUUUCUGUUAGACGCGAAAGAAAUUGAAACACUUUUCAAUAUUCUAUAUGAUGACAUUUUGAACAAUUUGAAUGACACUUUUAGUAGACUUCAAGCCACUGAGGAAUUUAUGAAAUGGGAAAAGGUGGUCGAUCUCCAAAGACAACAAUCCGUUGAACGAUAA
Messenger RNA from Naegleria lovaniensis, 2418 nucleotides. RefSeq lists its product as uncharacterized. Bases 1 to 2418 code for a protein of 805 amino acids. The record is from RefSeq and is a predicted model, not a curated record. Lineage: Eukaryota; Heterolobosea; Eutetramitea; Acrasida; Naegleriidae. The transcript has a single exon.